AUGAGUUGUCAAAACUAUUAUAGUCGAGAUGUAAUUAACCCUGAAUCAUCUACCACAUCAACUUCAACGACAACAUCAACAACGUCAGAACCGAAAUUCAACAAAUGGAAACAAGAUGGUAUCACUGUGGUUGGUUGGAUUACAGAAAAACCAGAAUUAUAUGAACCCAGUUUUCCUGAAGGAAUCUAUAUUGAUAAAAACAAAAAUAUUUUCUUUGCUGAUACUAUGAAUCAUCGCAUUGUUGAAUGGAAACAGAAUAUAAAGGAAGGACAAAUCGUUGCAGGUGGAAAUGGCAAUGGAAAUCGAAUGGAUCAGUUGAAUCGACCAACAGAUGUGAUUGUUGAUGAACAAAACCAUUUCAUCAUCAUUGCUGAUAUGUUUAACGGACGAGUGAUUCAAUGGUUUAAUCAAAAUCAACAAAUUCUCAUUCACAAUAUUGCCUGUUAUGGCUUGGCAAUCGAUAAAUAUGGAUUCCUAUAUGUUUCUGAUAAGGAAAAGCAGGCGGUGAGACGAUGGAAAAUGGGAGAAUAUAACAACGAAGGAACAGUAGUGGCAGGUGGGAAUGGUGUAGGAAAUCAACUCAGUCUACUCAGAAAUCCUACUUUUAUCUUUGUUGAUGAAGAUCAAUCUGUUUAUGUAACAGACAACGCCAAUCAUCGUGUGAUGAAAUGGAGAACAGGUGCACAAGAAGGAAUUGUUGUGGCUGGAAGAAAUGGUCAAGGAGGAAAUCUCAAUCAAUUGUCUGAUCCUCGAGGAGUAAUUGUUGAUGAUUUAGGUCACAUCUAUGUGGCAGAUAGUGGGAAUCAUCGAAUAAUGCGUUGGCGUGAAGGAAAAGAAGAAGGUGAAAUUGUUGUUGGUGGAAAUGGUCCAGGACGUCCACCAAAUCACUUGAAUAAUCCCACUGGUUUAUCUUUCGAUGAUGAAGGAAAUCUUUAUGUUGUUGAUGGCGGAGCUAAUCGAAUUCAAAAAUUUGAAAUAAUUUUGUGA
Adineta steineri is the source of this 987-nucleotide messenger RNA. The record is from the annotation of a GenBank genome assembly. NCBI's taxonomy places the organism in Eukaryota, Metazoa, Rotifera, Eurotatoria, Adinetida, Adinetidae.